ACAGCGGAUCAUGGAAAGAGCCGAAGAUGUCGGCUCGGUCAUGUGAUCAGCUGUGUCCAAUCACAACUGAUCACUGAUCAUCAGGGCACUGAUGAUCAGUGUGCCCUGAUGAUCAGUGUAGCCCCAGCAGUGCCACAUAUCAGUGCCUCCUGCCAGUGCCCAUCAGUGCCACAUAUCAGUGCACAUCUGAGCUGCCACAUAUCAGUGUCCCCAUCAGUGUCACCUAUCAGCUGCUUUUCAGUGCACCCAUCAGUGUCACCUAUCAAUGCCAGUCAGCGCUGUGCCAGUCAGUGCUGCCUAUCAGUGCCAUAUAUCAGUGCUGCCUUUCAGUGCCCAUCAGUGAUGCCUGUCAAUGCCCGUCAG
This is a messenger RNA of Staurois parvus, 363 nucleotides long. NCBI's taxonomy places the organism in Eukaryota, Metazoa, Chordata, Amphibia, Anura, Ranidae. The record is from the annotation of a GenBank genome assembly.